AUUUUACGUUUCUUCGAAAAUUCUUACCUUGAAAACGAGGCUAGGAUGAUACAUCUUUUUGCUUAGGCCAAAAUGGAGGAUCUUCAAGCACUCAGGUCAAUAUUUCAGAAAGUUCAAGACAGUGUCACUUCCCAUAAGCUUUCUGACCGAAAUUGUAUCGAAAUUAUAAAUAAGCUAACGAGUCUCGGUCUUCUUGAAGUUAUUUAUACAACGGACGGGCGAGAAUACUUGACACCGCAACAGUUAGAAAGAGAGAUUAGAGACGAAGUUAUUGUUAAUGGAGGACGAAUCAAUUUAGUAGACUUGCAGCAGAUCAUCAAUGUAGACUUAAGUCACAUUGAGAGAAAAGUUUCAGAAUUGCUUAAGCAUGAUAGGACAUUCACUCUCAUUCAAGGGGAACUUAUUGAUCAUGACUACUUGGAGCGAGCUGCAGAAGAAAUAAAUGAAGCUUUGCAAGAUGCAGGUCAGAUAUCAGUGACAGAUCUAAGCAAAACCUUCAACCUACCUGCAGAAUUUCUUCUGACCGUUAUCGAGCCUAGACUUGGAACAACCAUUCAUGGACAAGCAGAUCCACUUGAUCGAGGCAUGCUUUUCACUGAUUCGUUUGUAGCAAGAAACAUUGCGAAAAUCAGAGGUGCCUUAAGUGCCAUAACAAGACCUACACCUGUUUCAUCUUUGGUGUCGCAGUAUGGAUUGCCAGAAAAGUUCUUUGCCAGCGUCCUUGAAAAGUUGGUCUCUUCCGGUCGUUUGGCAGGAACAAUUCAAGGAAAACUUGACAAGGCAGUCUUUAUCCCAGACCUUUACACUCGAACUUUGAAUACAUGGGUGUCGUCAAUUUUUCAGCAGAAUGGAUACAUUGAAUAUGAUGGAAUGCAAAGACUUGGCAUUACCGAUGGAAAGCAGUUCCUUAAACGCCGCCUAAAAGAGAAGGAAAGCUCUCUUGUCUUUCUACAAACUUGCUGCGUAGGUAAGAAUAUUCAAGAUCACAUCGAGGCUGCUAUUGAUGAAGCAAUAACAACUGGCGGUUGGGUUCAUACAAAGUCGUUGUUGCCAUCCCCACUUACUGACGAGGACAUCCAUCAGCUUUUGCAGCACUGCAUGACGUCAUCACACAAAUCAGGUUCCCAGAUCUUCUGUGAUGGCAUUGUCGUCAGUAAUCAGUUCAUAGAGUGCAAGAAAAUAUUUGAGCCAAUAAUGAAAGAGAAAGCUGAAAAUGCGAUUAGAACUUCUCCUGCGCUAUUCGCAGAAUUGUCAAAACAAGAACGUGCAAGCCUAACCGAAUCAUCCAAAGCCGACCAGAAACAAGCAAAGAAGGAGGAACGACAAAAGAAAGCAACUUUAGGUGGAGGACAGAAAGGAGGGGCUGGAAGAGGUGGACGGGAGACGAAAACUCGAAAGGUAAAAGAUAAGGGAAAGUACAAGGGAAAAGGUCAGCAAGAUGGUGAUGAUGAUGAUGAUGAUGAUGAAUAUACCGAUAAGAAGUCAGGGAAGGAUGCUUCGAGUAUGCUGUUUAGCUUUUUGCCACCGGAUGAGAUCGAAGAACAUUUAACUGUAGAGAUUAAUGGUCUGGCUGAUGGCCUUUCAACAGAAUUGGCCCAAUAUCUUUACAGACCCUUAUCACAAGAGUACAAGGAGGCUGCAAAAUCUCUUUUCAACAAAAGGCCUGGCACAUCAUCGAAUGUAGCCAACAAGAAAAGCCAUUCUGAAUACCAAGAAAAGAUUAAUGGGCUGUACGCAAAUAUACGAUUGUUUGAAAAGGGAAUAAAAUUACUUGACGCUGACACGCAAGUGCAUUUGUGCAAACACCUCUUAAGGACAGUAUGCCAGGAUGUUGUCAAUCUUAUUUUCGAGAUGGUUGCUACCGAAAACCUUCUGACGCUUGCUGACAACGAAUCAUUUACGACCGAGAGUCGAUUAAAACUUUUGAGUAAGCUCGCUGGUCCAAUCAAGCAACCACUCACGAAGUUAAACGGCUCCCUAAGUGCAAAGAACCUCGACGACUUUUUUGAUCAACUGGAAACAAUAACUGCAUCCGAAUAUUGUGAUGUUUUGCUCAAAAAAGUUGACAAAAAGAAAGAAAGACAACUUGCAUUCAACCACCGACAAGCUCUCCUGGACCAGCUGGAUAGAGAAACUGAACCAGCAAUGGCUCUUCAUCUUGUUGUCGUUAUUCUUUUCCAGUUUCAAACAUCCUGCGUUAUACACGCGCCAGGGCGUUGCGUCCCGCAGAUAAUCAAUUUUCUCCAACAGUACUUAAACCCGGAUGAUUUUGAGCAACUCAAUCGGUACCAAUCCCUUGUUAUUAAGCAGUUGUCAAAUAGAAGUACAGAGAACAAGGCUGGGGAGGAGGACAAGGAAGAGGACAAAGAGGCGGACAAAGAUCAGGCUGGAGCAGGAGCAGUCCUUUCCGAGAACAUAAACAAAAUCAAAGCUUUAGUGGGAAAACCAAAGAAAGUUCAGUCAGAAUAAACGUGACGGAAUGUUUAUUUUCAAUGAACUAUACAUACAUGUAUUAAACAAAUAUUAUACAUCUAAUAAUCAAUUUAUUCAUA
This is a messenger RNA of Rhopilema esculentum, 2552 nucleotides long. The record is from RefSeq and is a predicted model, not a curated record. Lineage: Eukaryota; Metazoa; Cnidaria; Scyphozoa; Rhizostomeae; Rhizostomatidae.